UCUCGAUCCUCAUUGUCCUUCCUCAUAUCCUAUGCCCAUCAAAUGCCCCCCCUUUCACCAUGAGCGUGGUUGCCAGUAGUCGACCCGACACGGCUGCUGUGCCCUACGGUUCCAUGCCCCAGGACGCCCAUGUUCCUCACUAUCAUCCAACCUCCCCUUACGUCGCUCCCGCCCGUUCGGUCUCCAGUCGAUUCUCCUCCACCUCGUCCAUCAAUUCCAUUAAUACAACCUUUUCUGUCUCCUCAGCUCCCGCCUCCUUCUCUCCCAUAUCCCCUACUCCUCCCUUUCUCCCGUACAGCACUGCCUCCCGCCUCCCCCAUACUGCGGAGUCGCCCUUCAGACGUCUGCCGCCCAAUGUCUACGCCAGCAUCUUAAACCACUUGGAAUAUCUGCAUACGGGCCCACGCCAGGCCGGUUGUAUAACAUGUUUCCAACGAGAUCUUCACUCCCUCUCCCUGACCUGCCGGUCCUGGGAGAAGGCGGUCAGGGCUAAGCUUUAUAAUCGCAUUCACAUUCUCGGAAAUGAUUCCCCAUACCAACUGAAGAAAUACCGUCUAAAAAGAGGCAGUCGGUUGAAACUACUGCGACGGACCCUGCGUGAGAGGAAAUUGCUGGCCAAUCUCGUCUUGGAACUCCGGGUCCCGCAGGUGGACAUGCUGGUGGGAAAGGGCACCCAGUGGCAGGAAUAUCGAGACUUGGUGGCUUCCGUGGUCAUGGUCUGCCCCAACCUGGAACGGCUGCUGGGCUUGAGUAUUCCGUACAACCACGAAUUCGAUCGUUUGACAUACGCGCUGUCAACGCGGAAGAAGCUCAGGGAACACACUUGGAUUCUGGGGGAGCCCUCGGAGAUAUCCGAGGGCUCACCUCGGAGUAGCUCGUGCCCGGGUAGCCUCGGCCCCCUGGAGAUGUUCGAGUUCCUCAACUACCACGUCGCCUGGAUGAAUCUGCAGACCCUGAUGCUCUAUGCCAUCAAUGAAAGAAGCGCCUUGGAGCCCAGUGUCUUUCUUCGCAUGUUCAACCUCUUGCCCUCGCUCCGUAAUCUUUGCAUAUCGUCUUUUAAUGCCGAUGCAUUCGGGGAUAGCACCUUGGUUUGCCUGCCUCCGUUGGAAUCGCUUAGGCUGGAGCAUCUUCCGGGAGUAACCGACUCAGGAUUGUCGCAGUACUCGUCCUGUUCGGAAGCACAUUCACUGAAGUCGUUGACUCUCAUCGAACUAAGCAUUGACUCCUUACUGGUAAUAUCUAAGAUGCUGGCGUCUCUGCCACAAUUGGAACGGUUCACUAUAGUUCAAUCCAACAAAUCCCCGACUUUACCUGAUGGCGAAUUGGUCUUCCAGCCGCUUCUGGCGUCGUCAAGCCUCAAGCAUUUGCAUUGGGACAUCUCCAGCCCCCGGUCCACCAUUGCGCUCAGCAAGUUCGACCCCACUAGCCUGCUAAAGUCCCCAAGACAUUCCGAUUCUCCAAACUCUCACCUUGCUCAAAGCAUCCUGGCUGGUGGCUUCCCUUGUAUCGAGACUCUUCGUGCUCCGUCAGAUAUUGAGCCACUAGGUGCACUCCAGAACGUCUGCCAGCCUAUCCCAAAAGGACAGGCUAUCUUACCGUCUGACCGCUACAGCCUCCCUCGGAGUUCCCACGGGUCAGUCAGCACACGAGGAUCGGCUCUUCCUGCCGGAAAUAACUUGACCUCUGCCCGCAUUCGUGCCCAAACGUUGAUUGAGAUGGCUGCAAAAGACACAGAGGCCGGCGUGGAAGUUGUGAUCACGGAUUAUUCAGAUUCUUAUGUCCCGGACAUAUCUCCUGAUGAUGCGUCUUCUAUCGAUGAGGACGAGUCGGAAGUGGGCAUAGAUGAACUUGGGGGUGUUGCUUCUCAGCCACAACCAAAAGCCAGCGACUCGCGCUCCGAAGGUGUUGAGGGUCCUGUCAUCUUGCACGAAUUCAGGUUGCCUGCAUUCAUGGGCAGAGUGGGAGUAAAAGAUGUGCAGAAUCUGCCUAUUCCACGCUUCAUCCUUCAUCCGGAUAUCCCUGGUGCAGAUGUGGAUGGUGGUCUUGUCAGAUGGAGGCAUUUAUUGAGCUCAAACCAGUCCCUAACAUAUGCCGCUGGAAUUGGUACCAAUUGCUUCGCAAACAGAAGCACCUCGAGUUUUUCACCGAUUGAAGAGCCGCCGCCUUCGCCCGCCUCCUCUCGGUUUGGAUGGGGUUCUAUCGGUAGCCGGUCAACCGUGGCAAGCAGCCCUGUCACCUCCACUUCACCUUCUACUCCCAUAAGUAUGCCAUCACCCAUUGUCCCUCCUUGGGACAGAGACACCUGCACUGGCUCGUGGAAUUCCCGUCACAAGAAUGGCAGAGAUUGGUGGUACCACAUAGAGCGGGAUCGACCUGGGAGUGUGGAGAUUAUUGAUCUUCAGCAAUUCUUCUGAGUUGUAUGCCAUUUAUAUAUAUAUAUAUAUCUUUCCCUCCCUCUUGGAUUUUAUUAUUUCCCAUCAAAGUAUACCCAAUUGCAGUUUCAUUUGUUUCCAUUUUGCUUGAAAUUGUACCAAAUCCCGGGUUGGUAUUACUUUCUUUGGCGUUAUUACAGUGGCUAUUAUUUAUCCUGUUUCCCUUCUGAUCCGAUUCUCACGGUAUAUGCCCAUGGAAACGAUGGCGUAACGGACUGGGCUUGUUGGAAACGGUUUCUUUCAUUUCCUUUUUUUUUUUUUUUUUUUU
Messenger RNA from Monascus purpureus, 2700 nucleotides. The record is from the annotation of a GenBank genome assembly. NCBI's taxonomy places the organism in Eukaryota, Fungi, Ascomycota, Eurotiomycetes, Eurotiales, Aspergillaceae.